AUGUCCGACAGAAGAUCUGGCGACGAGUCGCGCGCAAAGCGUCAAAAGAUGGAAUCCGAUCCCGCCUCCAACCCUUACCUGGCACACAUGAACAACGGAGACGACAACGGCUACUCGAACGGCAGAUCCAACGGAAACGCCAAAGAUGGCCUCACCCACUUCAAGCGCCACACCACCACAGCCGAGCAAGCAGCAAAGGCCGAGGAUGGUCCCUCCAACCCUUUCAACGGCAACAACCUCUCAGAGCGCUACUUUGGUAUCCUGAAGACUCGCAGAAACUUGCCCGUCCACGCCCAGAGAAAUGAGUUCCUCCAAAUGUUUCAACAAACACAGAUUCUCGUCUUCGUCGGCGAGACUGGUUCAGGAAAGACAACACAGAUCCCACAAUUCGUUCUCUACGACGAUCUCCCGCACCAGCAGGGUAAGAUGGUCGCAUGUACGCAGCCUCGUCGUGUGGCUGCCAUGUCGGUCGCCCAGCGUGUCGCUCAAGAGAUGGACGUUACACUUGGUCAGGAAGUCGGUUACAGCAUUCGUUUCGAGGACAUGACUUCGCAAAACACCAUCCUCAAGUACAUGACCGACGGUAUGCUUUUGCGUGAAGCCAUGAACGACCACAACCUCAGCCGCUACAGCACCAUCAUCCUCGAUGAGGCUCAUGAGCGUACUCUAGCUACCGAUAUCCUGAUGGGCCUUCUCAAAGAGGUCGCCCAGCGCAGACCCGACUUGAAGAUCAUCAUCAUGUCCGCCACUCUCGAUGCCGAGAAGUUCCAAAAAUACUUCAACGAUGCCCCUCUUCUGGCCGUCCCAGGUCGUACCCACCCCGUCGAGAUUUUCUACACCGCCGAACCCGAGAGAGAUUACGUCGAGGCCGCCAUCCGCACCGUUCUCCAGAUCCACGCUACCGAGCCAGAGGGCGAUAUCCUGCUCUUCUUGACUGGUGAGGAAGAGAUUGAAGACGCAUGCAGAAAGAUCAGUCUCGAGUCAGAUGAGAUGAUCAGAGAAGCAGACGCUGGCCCACUGAAGGUCUACCCUCUUUACGGUUCUCUGCCUCCUGCUCAACAACAGCGCAUCUUCGACCCUGCACCUGGACCUUUCCGCGCUGGAGGUCGUCCUGGUCGCAAGAUCAUCAUCUCCACCAACAUUGCCGAAACUUCGCUUACCAUCGACGGUAUUGUCUACGUUAUUGAUCCCGGAUUCAGUAAGCAGAAGGUCUACAACCCCAGAAUCAGAGUCGAGUCCCUGCUCGUCUCGCCCAUCUCCAAGGCUUCAGCCCAACAGCGUGCUGGUCGUGCUGGACGUACCAAGCCUGGAAAGGCUUUCCGUUUGUACACCGAGGCCGCAUUCAAGAAGGAGCUCAUUGAUCAAUCAUACCCCGAAGUCCUGCGUUCAAACCUGUCAUCGACAGUUCUGGAAUUGAAGAAGCUUGGAGUCGACGAUUUGGUACACUUCGAUCUUAUGGAUCCUCCCGCACCCGAGACACUCAUGCGUGCUCUGGAAGAGCUAAACUACCUGGCUUGUCUGGACGACGAGGGUGAGCUGACCGAGCUUGGUCGCAUGGCUUCAGAGUUCCCUCUGGAUCCUGCUCUCGCCGUCAUGCUCAUCUCUUCCCCAGAGUUCUACUGCUCCAACGAGAUUCUCUCCCUCACAGCACUUCUCUCGGUCCCGAACGUAUUCGUACGACCAAACAGCGCUCGCAAGCGUGCCGAUGAGAUGAAGGACUUGUUUGCCCACCCCGACGGCGACCACCUUACCAUACUCAACGUCUACCACGCCUUCAAGUCACCAGCAGCACAAGAGAACCCCAAGCAGUGGUGUCACGAUCACUUCUUGUCAUACCGUGCCUUGCAACAGGCCGACAACGUUCGCAUGCAACUCAAGAGAAUCAUGGAGCGCAACGAGAUUGAGCUCAUGUCAACACCUUUCGAGGACAAGAAGUACUACGAGAACAUCCGCAAGGCUCUGGUCUGUGGUUACUUCAUGCAAUGUGCCAAGCAGGACUCUGGCAAGAAGCAGUACAUUACCGUCAAGGACGAGCAGACUGUCUUGUUGCACCCUUCGACGGUGUUGGGCACUGACAGCGAGUGGGUGCUGUACAAUGAGUUUGUUCUUACAACAAAGAACUACAUCCGUACAGUGACAUCGGUGCGUCCUGAAUGGUUGUUGGACAUUGCACCCAAGUAUUACAACAUUGAGGACUUCAAGAAGGGAGACAUGAGAACAUCACUGCAAAGAACGGCGGACAAGAUGAGAAGAAAGGAGAUGCUCGCUGCGGGCAAGCGCUAA
This is a messenger RNA of Aureobasidium namibiae CBS 147.97, 2283 nucleotides long. RefSeq names its product P-loop containing nucleoside triphosphate hydrolase protein. The transcript is spliced from 2 exons. The record is from RefSeq and is a predicted model, not a curated record. NCBI's taxonomy places the organism in Eukaryota, Fungi, Ascomycota, Dothideomycetes, Dothideales, Saccotheciaceae. Gene Ontology annotation, cellular component: intracellular anatomical structure; spliceosomal complex. The coding region runs from base 1 to 2283 and encodes 760 amino acids. Gene Ontology annotation, molecular function: ATP binding; RNA helicase activity; RNA binding.